CUAAUAUGUAAAUAUCAACGAGUCACAUUCCUAUCUUCUUUGUGCUUCCAGCCGCAGAUAUCUACAAAUAUGUUGCACUUGCCAUUGGACUAGCCCUAGGCCUCUUCUAUGCAACAAAACUUGUCAUGUUUCCUAUGGGUCUGUCGUUUUUUAUCAUCAAAUUUCUUAGAAGGCAUUUGUCCGUGUAUGAGGAAAUAGAAGGCUUCCUACAAAGCAAUAACGAACUCACAGCAAUCAGAUACUCCUACUCAGACAUUAAAAAGAUGACCAAAGGUUUUCGAGAGAAACUAGGCCAAGGAGGCUAUGGUCAUGUUUACAAAGGAAAACUCCGAAGUGGAAAUGAAGUAGCAGUAAAAAUGCUAAGAAAAUUAGGAGGAAAUGAGCAAGACUUCAUGAAUGAAAUUGCAACUAUUGGAAGGAUCCAUCAUGUCAAUGUGGUGAAACUUGUUGGAUAUUGUGCACACGGAUCCAAACGCGUCCUUGUGUUUGAUUUCAUGUCAAAUGGUUCCUUGGACAAGUACUUAUUCAAUCAAGAGAAAAUGUAUUCUUUGAAUUGGACCAAGAAAUUUGAGAUUGCAGUGGGAGUGGCUCGAGGGAUUGAGUAUUUGCACCGAGGUUGUGACAUCCAGAUUCUGCAUUUUGACAUCAAACCUCACAAUGUGCUUCUCGAUGAUAGCUUCAUCCCAAAAGUAUCAGAUUUUGGGCUUGCGAAAUAUUUCUCCAAAGAAAAGAACAGUGUGACCUUGACCGCAGCCAGAGGUACCAUAGGCUAUGUUGCUCCCGAAUUGAUCAACAGAGGUAUUGGCACAAUCUCAUACAAAGCUGAUGUGUAUAGUUUUGGAAUGAUGCUAAUGGACAUAGUUGGCUUAAAGAGAGAUUUGGUUGGAAACAAUGAUAGUUCUAGCAAGUAUUUUCCGUAUUGGAUAUAUGAUCACAUCAACCAAGGCAAGGACUAUACUGAAAUUGGAUGUGUUGAUGAAAAUGGCGGUGCAAGGGAAGUUUGUCGGAAGAUGACAAUAGUUGCAUUGUGGUGCAUACAAAUGAAUCCAGGUGAUCGUCCUUCGAUGAAUGAAGUGUUGAAAAUGUUGGAAGGAGAUGUUGAGCGUAUGCGGAUUCCUGAAUAUCCAUCUCAGUCAACGCAGAUAGUAGCAAAUUUGGAUCAAACCGGAACUACGUGCUCGUCAGAUUAUGUGUCAUUUCCACACCAUGAUGAUUCUUUUCCCAGUGUGGAGAUCACUGUGCAAGAGUGAUCAGGUUUGCAGAAGCAGUCUACAUCAGUAAUAUGUACAUAAG
Molecule: messenger RNA, 1293 nt
Organism: Salvia splendens (bonfire salvia)
Lineage: Eukaryota; Viridiplantae; Streptophyta; Magnoliopsida; Lamiales; Lamiaceae
Product: rust resistance kinase Lr10
Exons: 2
Coding region: 126-1250 (374 amino acids)
Biological process (GO): protein phosphorylation
Molecular function (GO): ATP binding; protein kinase activity
Source: RefSeq, a predicted model, not a curated record